Molecule: messenger RNA, 6093 nt
Organism: Solea solea (common sole)
Lineage: Eukaryota; Metazoa; Chordata; Actinopteri; Pleuronectiformes; Soleidae
Gene: arhgef37
Product: Rho guanine nucleotide exchange factor (GEF) 37
Exons: 15
Coding region: 290-2587 (765 amino acids)
Molecular function (GO): protein binding; guanyl-nucleotide exchange factor activity
Source: RefSeq, a predicted model, not a curated record
UGCAGUUGGAAGAGGAUGAUGGUACGCCCCGCGGUGCUUUUGUUUCCUGUGAGAGGAGAACUUCAAUCGCUUGCACGCCGCGUCCUCAUUGGCCUGCUGAGUGUUUCAUGAGGGCGUCCCCUGAUUGGUCCGUCGUUCCACUUGGAAGACCGGCUCGGCCAAUCGGCGUCUGUCUGGGCAGCAGCAGUUGUGUCUCCACUGCAGCACUUUUUCUGCCUCAGUCAGGACGGCGCUCUGCGACGGAAGGAACUGCAGCUGAAUCAGGGAAUCUGCACAAGUGAACUCCGUCAUGGAGGUGCCCAGGAGGCUGCAUCCUUCCUCUUACACUCUGGCUCUCCCAAAACAAUCCUCCUCGAUGGCUCCCCUUGUCACUUUACAGAAUGUCACGAAGAGAGAUUCCUUCCCAGAGGACGGACCCACGGAGGAGAACGUCUUUGGUGAGGAGACGUUGGGUACAGAGGAGGAUGUUUCUGCGUCUGUCGGAGCGUCUGCCGAGACCUCGGAACUUGGAGAUACGAGGUCCAUACUUUCCUCGCAGGACAGUUUCUCAGAGGAUUGCCCUGUUUCAGAGGAGAGGUUGGCAGAGGAGGCUGAAGAGGCCAAGAAGAAAGCUGAAGAGGAGGAGGCAGCAGCGAAGGAGAGAGCAGCCCAGCGACAGCUGAUGGCCCUGGAGGAACUGGUGCAGUCUGAGAGGAAUUAUCUGCGAAUGCUGCAAAUUAGCACGGUAACCAUCAGGAGCAGCCUGCAGAAAAUACAGCCUCCUCUACCAAACCUGGACAGCAUGUUUCUCUACAUCGAGGAGGUGAUCAACGUGUCCACGCGGCUCCUCAGCUUGUUGGACCAGAAGCAGGUUCAGCCGGGAGAUCCUCUCUUCCUGGAGACGCUCUGUUCUUCGUUCCUCAGCUUGUCUUCAGACAUUGAGGCGGCGUAUAAAGAAUACCUGGCCAACUACAACAACGUGACGGUGGUGGAGAACAGCUACAAACAGAGGGAGGCGCUGUGGAACGAGCUCGUCAUGGUCAUCAAAGACGCGGCGCCUGAAGUCAACGCCACGUCCCUGAGCUUCUUCCUGGUGAUGCCAGUGCAGCGGAUCGCCCGCUACCCCCUCCUCCUGCAGACCAUUCAGAAGCACACGGAUGCCGCUCACCCGGCGUACGCUCUCCUGGAGCGCACCGCUCACACCUCCAUCGCCUUGAACUGUCGCAUCAACGAGUACAAGCGCUUCAGAGAAGUCGCCGACAAAUACAAGAAGACGGAAUCGUUAACCAUCAUCGACAAGAUCAACCGCCUCAGCACCCACAGCAUCGCCAAGAAGACGGCGAGACUCGGCCAGCAACUCAAACACGAGACCGGAAUCGUGCCCAAGCUGGUCGAUGAGGAGUUUGACGCGCUCGAGGGCUUAUUCUACGUUCUGGAACACGGCAUCCUGCAGCUCCUGGACAACGUUGAGACAUACCUGCACCACCUACAGGCGUUCCUGACCUGCAAAACAGAGGAGUUUGACUUUGAUAUGGACGGAGAGAAAGCGCCCAUUUGCUACAAGGAGAUCACGACAGCACUGAGACAGUGGAUACUUCCGACUUUUGAGAAGAGGAUGAGGACGUUGAUCCACAAGCCCCUGUGUGACCUCCGCGACCUCCUGGUGGGCCCGAGGAACCUGAUCAGGAAGAGGCUGGACAAGCUGCUGGACUAUGAAGUCCUCGAGUCCAAAUCUAACCUGAGCUACGAGGAGCAGGCCGUGGCCAACACGUACAGGACAAUCAACACGUUGCUCCUCAAUGAACUUCCUCGGUUUAACGGUGUAGCUCUGCAGAUGAUCUGGAGAAUGUUGGGGACGUUCAGUUGUCUUCACAAAGACCUCACGUCCGACAUGGAGCAACUCUUCCAGAGCUUUGCACAACAGCUGCCUCACAGCUCUCUCAGCCCCGGUGCAUUCUGGGAGUGGGCGGAGACCGCGGUGUUGGAAGGCGCGAGGAGGCUGGACACUCUUGGUCGAAGUGUGCAGGACACACUCAACGUGCCGGCCGUCCAGCCUCUGAGUCCGUCGUCCCAGCAGCGUCUGCAGCAGCUCAUGCACAAACACGGCUCUGGAAAGAUCUACCAGGUGGUCGGUGCGGUGGUGGGAAGCCGAGACCUGGACCUGAACCUGGUCAAAGGGGAGCUGGUGGCCAUCGUCAGUGAGAUGGACAGUCGAGGAGACAAGAGGAGGUGGCUCGUCGAUGCCGGAGGCAGACGAGGCUACGUUCCUGCCUCGAAGCUCGUUCGCUACCAUCAGCCAUCAGAGGACCCGCCCCCUUCGCCACACCUGACCCUGCCAGAGAGCAUGAUGGGAGUCAGAAGACACUCGUACACUCCAGAGAGCCGGCCACUGACGGUCAGGAGCCAGCCGUGCUUCCAGGUGUUGGCAGCCUACGACUUCUCGGCCAGAGGGAACCACGAGGUGUCCAUCCGGGCCGGCGAGCCGGUCCGCGUCCUGGAGCAUCACGACAAGCGAGGGAACGCCGAGUGGAGCCUGGUGGAGGUGAGGGGCGGGCAGAGAGGCUACGUGCCCUCCAACUACCUCAUAGUAUCGCCGCUGAGGAUGUGAGCCGCCGGCUGUGACGCUACUUCCUGAAAAGAAGGAAGUAAAGAAGGAAGUAAGGGUCAGGUGUCGACGCUGCUUCUCGAACUCAAAGCCUGUAUAGCUUUUUUUUACUUGUUUAGAUUUUAUCUAAAAGGCCAAAUCUUCUUUUUGAUUUUUACAACUGGAAGUUUUUUCUCUCCGUGCCUUUUCCUGCUCCCACCCUAAGAUUAAGAUCGCUUUUACUUUUCCCCAAGUUUUCCAUGUUCAUUGCGCAGUUUUGCAUGUGCGGUUUGGACUAGAGGUCGACUGUUGGGCUGAUUAUUGGGGCCGAUAUUUGCAAUUCUUUUUUUAAAUUAGGGUUGUCAACUCAUAACAGCUAAUCUUAAUACUCCAAUGAUAACCCACUGUUAUUUGUGGGGUGCAAAUGGACUUCAUGUGUGUUUGUAGAACUGAUGAAAUUUACAAGGUUUCUUGAAUGCUUCUCGAAGCCACUCCUUUUACGAUAGCAUAAUAGCAUUUUUCCUAGAAAUGCCCAUCCCCAUUUUAAGUCAUCAUUAAUUAUGAUUUAUUAAUCAGCCUAUUAUGCAUUUUUUUAUUCUCAGAAACCUGAUCAAUGUUGCUAAGUCACUACAACUUUAUUUUUUCAUCCCAAAAAAGCUAUUUUUUUGUAUUUUUAAUGACGUUUUCCAUGUAUUAUUUAGUUAAUACAUUAUUUCUUACUGUAUAUAAUUGCACUGAACUGUAGAUUUGAGAAACGGACCAACAAGUUACUGUAGAUAGAUUUUAUUUGUUAUCAUUAAAGCGUUAUAUUUGAUCAAAAAGUGGGGGAAAAUUAGCCUAGCUUAACUAUAUGAGCCAAAAAAAAUCUGCAUCAGUUAUCGGCCGUCGACCUCUAGUUUGGACGAUCUAAAAAUCUCAACAGUGAAAGUGUGUGACGUUGUUUUUACCGUUUCAGCACGGACGAUAAAACCUUUGCAGAACAAUCUGAAAAAAAGGACGAGCUUUCAAACAUAGCAACAGUGUUUUUCUUAUUUUCCCUGGACACAGAAUCUAAACCAGCAGAUUAGUGAACGUGUUAUUGCUGGAAAUAAAGGAAAACCUGAAUAAAUAUGAAGGAUGAUGCAUCACCAUGGAACGCUCAUGGACACCAGCACGAGACGAGACGACGCGUCUCUGCUGACGGAGCAGAAAACUCAACCCGGCGUCUCAAAGGCUGAAGGACGAUGUUUAAAGUUGCACUGUAAAAACUUUACUGGACAAUUUUGUCAAAGUGACGGGAAGCGACUUUCCAAGGCUGAGUCGUGAAGAGAGACACGUUUGGACACGAAGACCCGACGGGACACAACUGAACGGAAGAAAGACGUGUGUAUGAGUGUGUGUGUGUGAGAAUGUACCUCCUCUUCCUCACCUGACGUAGACAAGUCAUGUGACAAGAAGAGAUCAAUCAAAUGAGGGCUUCUCAAUCAAAUGAUCAUUGACAUUGUCCACAAACCAAAAUGAUCCAGUUUUGAUCCAAUGAUUUUGUUACAUGGAGCAAAGAAACCAGAAAAUAUUCACAUUUAAGAAGCUGAAAAAUCAAAUAGGCUAAUUAAUUGAUUUGAUAAAAUACUUGUAUCAACAGAAGGGGACGGACGUAUCGUACCGAAGCACUAUUCUAACGCCGUGGCUAAUUGGUCGAAUAAUCGGCGUCACGCGUGUCUAAUUGACUAAUUUCUCAUUUUAUUUCUAGUUUUUCUUUUUUAACUUCCAUUUGUGCAUUUUCUCCAUAGACCGUACAUCACGUAGACACGCCUCUUGAGCGCUUUUUACCUUGACUUUUUUAAUCAAAAUGACAAAUCAGUGAUUCCAUAAUCGCGAGCCAUCCCUCAUCAACAAUCGAGUCUUCUAGGAGCGACAGCUGUCCAGUAAUGGGGUCUGAGGACUUUUGUCCCUUUUUAUAAUGGAAGCUACAGCCGACUCCAAGGACAGCUGGUCUUCGGUGGACGCCUUCAAGACGUCGCUUCUCUGUCGUCUUUGCGUUAAACCCGUCUCCAGUGCCAGGAGAUUUCAUAAUCCCAUCCAACGAUUUUGACAUUCUGGUGUUUUUUUUUGUUUUUUUUUAAUGAACGUGGGGUAGUGUGGACGUUAUCGUGUGUGUGUGUGUGAAGUCUCCUCCUCCUCGUCCUCCUCACACUGACAGGGACACGGUACUCUCAUCAUCUCAGACUCUGUAACGUGAUGUUAAUGUGAAAUGUCUUCAGGCCUGAGUGGAGACGGAGACACGGAGGGAGAGAAGAAAUGGAGGAAAGUUUCCUCAUCAGCCUGGUUUUUUAUUUUUAAAGGUGAAGUGUCACAGCUGCUCGUUCUCUCUCUGUCCUCAUUACAGUCCCAAUCAUGUCCCUCCUCCUCCUCGUCCUCCGUCAGGGUUUUUUUGGGAAAAGUCGAACAUGGCAGAUGUUACGACGACACACUGACAGGACAGAAUCGACCCACUUCUGUGCUUCGUUGGACACCUGAUGAUGCCUGUUUCCAUGGAUACCGCUCAGUCCAUGCAGGUCGCGGUGGCUCUGUGGCAGCUCCUCACGCCGCUCUUAAUUGUCAAAGCUUUUUUUUAUUUUUUUUUACACGGAUUAGUGGAAAAUGUGCCACUUCAUUAUCUUCACUUUUUUUUUAUAGAAACGACGUGAUCUGUGAUCCGUGUCAAACCUCGUCUGUUUUUUGUUUUGUUUUGUUUUUUUGGGACGAGGAAGAUUCCUGUUUUGGUCCAACACUCAUCAAUCUUCUUCACGCAGACAGAUUUAAUUAAAAUUUUUAGAUAUUAAAAAAAGGGCCCUACUCUAUGGCAGUUGGUGACAAAUUGGCGAAGGUAGCGGAGCGUUGAGUCGCUGAAGAGACGGAUAUUUCCCCCAGGAUUUUUGGUGGAGACCAAAACAGAGAUAAAAAAGGGAGAGAGAAUGUUUUUUUAAUCUUCUGUCAGAAUAAAAUCCAGUUGCCUGCGAUGUGAUGUGAGAACACAAAACUGCACAAGCCAGAUGUUUGGUGGUAAAUGUCGGCGCUACAGCUAGGCACUGUCGCAGUGAAGGUAAAUUUACUUUUAUUCCGAUAUUAUCGCAAUCCACGAUAAUAGUAUAUUUAAAGUAGAAUAAUAGUCACACGGGUUGAACGCAAAAUCAGUCGAAUUGUGGUAGUUGGGGCUCGCCACAACCCUAGUUACAGCUAGGUGUGCUAACUAGCAAGCUAAUCUAGCCCUUUUAAGCACUACGCAACAUUCCGAUUUAUUAUUAUUGACGCCAGCAGGACAGGAAUGUGUGUGGACGACUUAAUGAAUUGGACACAAAAACACACAACGUCGGGUAGCGUUUCAAUCGGAACUUGACUCUCAGUUGGAUCUACAGUAUAUCCUGGCAGAAUCUUAGCUAGCUAACUAUAGCUUUCUUAUCUUAGUGAUUUUUAAAUCGGAGCUUUGCGCCCAAGUCCUACAUCUUAUGCCACAUGCUCCAUGUAGCACAACACGUUCCAGCCCAGAUGGUGGCGCUCUCUUGAGGAAGAUG